AGAAAGUCAAGAAAUUCUUUCUUGACAACGGUAUAAGGAUCUAUACAGAAACGUUGCCUUUACAGUAUUAAAGAAGUUGUUAUCCAUAAAUUGUGUCUACUUUGUCAGUUCAGUCAUUAAAAUUAAAACAUGUAUGUGUUAACUGUUUCAGCAAACUCUCAGAGGCAGGUUGAACUAACGAAAUACAUAUAUGUAUGCAUGUUAAAUACUCAUAGUCUGUUAACUUUCCACACGAUGUUUUUAGACGGAAGCAAGGUGGAUUCAUUGGGAAAUGUUCCAGUGGAGACUAUCAAUUACUGACUAUUGUACAUAUCCACCAUGCAGCUUCCCUUUGACAAAUCUAGCUCUGUGUGUUUGUGAAGUUCUAGAUGCGACUAACAAUUUCUGACGAUACUACAGAUAGGCGUUAUCUACAAUGUAGUUUCACUUUGACAAACCUAGAUGUGUGUGUUAUAUGAAAUGAACUGACAGUAUGUACAUGUAGCGGCAAAACUGAUAAAUUAAAAUGAUUCUAACUCUGCUACUCAGUCAUUCAAACAAUGAAGUUAUGUUCAUAGAAAGUAAAAACUGGAAUCUGUUAGUGUUAAUGUCAAUCAUUAUAUGUAUAAACUCGAACAAGCGAAUAUGAUAUUCUCAUCGAAAGUUCACCGUUUAAUUAUUGAAACCAGUGAGAGUUUUCGACUAGCCUAUUGAAAGUGUAAUGGGUUGAUUGGUUGCAUUUUUUAAUGAAAUCCUUCUUAAUCGUGUAGAGGUUGGCAAGGGAACAAAAGGAUACCCUACACCCAAAGUACCUGCCGAGGUAGCUGGUUACUUGAUGCAUGUCACCGUGUGUUAACAGUACGUUGCAUGCUAAACAUGUGUCUGUGUUGUGCAGUGUAGAACCAUAAAUAGUGUCAGUUACGUCAGGAAGUUUCUAGCGUGAAGAGGUGAAUGAAAGAGUUGAGUGAUAGAGGGCUUUCGGAUCGAAAAACACAAACCCGUUCAGGUAGACAGUAACUGGAAGAAGGUCACCGUGUCUUUACAUUGUAUUGUAUUGUAUUGUAUUGUAUUGUAUUGUAUUGUAUUGUAUUGUUAUUAUUAUUACUUUUUGAGAAGGUCCGGGUGGAGGUGCUGGAGGGUUGUUGGUAGUAAAACCUGAGGAUGAAUCUAAGAGGUUUAAUUUUUUUCAGGCCAGAAUUUCACGAAAGAAUAGCUUACAACUGAAUAAAAAUUGAAAAAAACCUUCUGCAGCUAUGUCCAGCCGGCUUUUCUACUCUGCGAUAAGAACACAUCUACGGUUGCACAAGGGAUUUGCAGCUGUUCCAGUGAGAUCCUAUGCAGAUAUUCCGAAAGCAUAUCGCCCGUAUGGAAAAACGGGCGACGGACAUUAUGGAUCAACACUCGGAAAACAGAAUGUUGGAUAUGUCGAACCCGUACGAGAAAAGAUUCUCACUUUGGCCAAAACCAUUCCUUUCACUUCCAAGGACUCGGUCUUCAACAUUGGCGACUACGCUGCAGCUGAUGGAUCCACCGCCAUGGCCAUAUUUGGUGAGUUGUUGACAACUCUGAAAGGUCAUCAUGGCCCCGACACCCAGUUCCAGGUUAUCUAUGAAGAUUUGGAAAUGAAUGACUUCAACUCCCUGUUCAAACGUAUGUCAGGAAUCAUCCCUGAUCCGCCGUCCUACCUUCUGGAAAUGGACAACGUCUAUGUUCUUGCUUCAGGGACAAACUUCUAUAAACAGUGUGUGCCUUCAAACUCAAUGCAUUUCAUUAUGUGUUUGACAUCUAUCCACUGGUUGUCGAAGACUCAAACGACCUUUAAGAACUCAAUAUACAAAGAUGACAUGAGUAGUGCUGAGGAGAAGACUGCACUGCACAAGCAAGCCGAUUUGGACUGGGAGACCUUUUUACUGAGAAGAAGUGGAGAACUGAAACAGGGAGGUCUGCUUGUAGUAGGUGCCUGCUGUGAGUUUGUGGACAGAAACAGUGGAGAAAUUAGACACCUUGUUGAUUCUUUUGUACGACUGCUGAAUGAAGUAUGGAAGGAAUACAGCCGAUCUGGUAAAAUCUCCAAAGAAGAGUUCUUGAAUACAAAUUGGUCUGCUUGUCUUCAUAACAUGGACCAGCUGAGAAAACCAUUCGAUGACAAACUGUCAGCUGUUUCAGGGUCAGGACUAUCACUUUUGUCAGCUGAAACUGCAGUCAACCCUGAUGUAUUUUACAACGCCUGGAGAAAGAAGAAAGACGAGGAAGGAAUUGAUGAUAGGGAGGAGUUUGCCAGGAUGUACGUAUCCGCUCACAGGAACUGGAGCAACAGUACCUUCAUGAAUGGUCUCUCAGACUCCCGAUCACUGGAGGAGAAGGAGAAGAUAGUUGAUGGGAUGUAUGAUGUUGUGGAGAAACGAAUUGCAAGGAUGAACCCAGAGACAUUCAAGGAUGAUUUGAGAUUUAUAUAUCUUGUGAUCAGAAAAGAAUAGUCAACCAAUAAGUCAUGAAAGAAGAGCAGCCUUGGAGCCAUCUUCACAGGCAAUCAUUGAUAACUAAUAACAAUGCAAAAUCCUAAUUAUGUGUAAUCCAUGUUGAGAAAUAAUUGGUAUUCAUUACAUAUGAAACAUUUAUACAAUACAUGUACUAAUAACUUGUUAUGAUUUGUAGACAUGUUUAGAAAAUAAUGAUUGCGGUUUUGCACAUACAGAGUAUUUGAUCUUUAAAAUGCAAGCAUUAUAGAAUGAAAGGGGUAUACUUGUUGGUAUGUGUGGAAAGUAUGCUUUUGCUUCACACACAGUUCAUCACCCUACUUCAGUACGAUCCUUUGAAUGAGGAGUACAGUAAACUACGGUUAUUAUGAACUCAAAGGGACUAAUAUAUUUAGGUCGUUAUAAGCAUAUAUACAGCAUAUCUACAACAAAUAUUAGGGACGAAAAAGUUAGUUCGUUAUAUCCGUCAGUUCGUUAUAAGCGUGUUCGUUAUAACCGUAGUUUACUGUACUAUGCAGAAUAAAUAUGGCGUACUUUAAGUGUACAUAAUGUUGAUUUUCGCCAAAUAUAUUGGUCUUUGUGGGUUCUUUCUUUUCAAAUGAACAUUCGCAUACAUUGUUGCAUUUUACAGAUAUGCUUUAAUCCGAAUUCAUGGUAUUCGAUUUAUAUGUUCGUUUUUAACGCCACGCGUUGCAACAUUCCAGUUAUAUGACGGCGGUCUCUCAGUAAUCGUCUCCGGACCAGACAAUCCAGUGAUUGACAUAAUGAACAUCGAUCCAAGUACAUGUAGUUGGCAUGCUAUGACAUGCAACAACCAAUUCAGCAAGUCUGACCACCCGUUCCCAGUAGUCGCUAUCUUGUGACAAACAUUGGGUUGUAUAUUCACAGAGGUUGUAUGUGUUGUAAAAUGGCAUUUAAGUAACAUUAUAAAUAAAGUAUAAAUUUCAUACUUCAUUUUCUAUAACCGGUAAUUAUUGUUACACCACAAUCACUGAUUCGGAAACAGCUUUCAAAAUCCAUGUGUAGAUUUAAUGAAGCUUUUGAUUCUAUCUGAAGAUAUUUUUUUAUGGAAUGCGUUAACUCAACACGAUAUUAAAGGCAACACUCUGAAUAUAAUUCGUGAUAUGUAUUCUAAAAAAGCAACAGCUGUUAAAAUAUCAAAUGUUAGCAUUUCCGAAUAUUUUCAUAUGUUUAAGUGGUGUUCACCAAAGCUGUAUUCUAAGUCCACUUCUGUAUGGUAUGUUUACAAACAAAUGUUAGCACAGCUAACAGAUACACAUAUCCAUGCACACAACUACAUAAAAUUGAAAAGUUCAAAAGUUUUAUACAGUCACUCACUAGGAAAGCCACAGGUGCUUACCAUAGAAUAAAAACGAUUUUCAUGAUGAUAUCCCGAUAAAGUUAGCAAUAAUAUUGAUAAAACCCUCAUAGAACCAAUAAUGUAAUACAAUUGUGAAGUUUGGGGUAUAGAUUUUACAGAAAGAAUACAGCUUUAGUUUUAUUCAGCAUUACUAUGUGUUUAGGAGAAGGCAAGAAAACACAUAACUGUGGAUGUCAGGCAGAAUUAUUCUAACUUGUAGUCCCAAUAAUAAUAAAAAUAGUUGAUUAGAAGUUCUGUAUAGAUGACACGACAAACAUGUUUUGGCAGCAAAUAUCAAUCUUUCUGGUUAAAAUAUCUGCUCGGUUAAAUGAAACAAACUUUUGAAAUAGUAAACACAAAUAAAUGAAAUGAAUCUACUCUAAAUGUCAGAAUAUGUUCAAGCAUUCAUUAAGGGAUUCCCUUAUAUCCAAAUGCAAGUUAAGAACAGGCUGGUCAAGUCAUCUGUAAAUAUUGAAAAUAAUCUUACAUGUAAAAACAAAGGUCAUAGGUCACAUUUCUCAAAAGUUCGUUUUAGUAAUCACAAACUAAAACUGAAACUUGUAGAUAUACAAAUACACAAAUGCCACUGAACAACGACUGUGUGAAAUACGUAAUGUCUUAGAAGAUGAGCAGCAUUAUGCACCGUCUUGUAUAAAAUACAACCAAGAAAGAGAAUCACUUCUACAAAUAAUCCUCAAUCAUGAUAAAGAAUUUGGUACACUCUGUUUAAAGGAACAAUUCUUAAUAAGUUUUAGCAACAGUUAUCCAGAAACAAUUUCCAACAUCUGUUACCAUAUCUACAAUUAUAAAUAGAUUCCUUGUAAGAACAACAAAACCAUAGUUUUGCUCAAUUCUCAUAUUGUUUCCAUAUUAUUAUAAUACACGUGCUUUAAAGUGAAAUUGUUAUCUUGUACCUCUUUUUUAUGUUGAACGUAAGUGUGUGUUUUGUACUUUCUGUAUAUAAGUACAGAAUAUUUUGUUAUAGUUUGUCAUAGUGUAAUAUUGCCAAUGU
Messenger RNA from Haliotis rufescens (red abalone), 4828 nucleotides. Its product is annotated as farnesoic acid carboxyl-O-methyltransferase-like. The transcript has a single exon. Gene Ontology annotation, molecular function: S-adenosylmethionine-dependent methyltransferase activity. Lineage: Eukaryota; Metazoa; Mollusca; Gastropoda; Lepetellida; Haliotidae. Bases 1233 to 2456 code for a protein of 407 amino acids. Gene Ontology annotation, biological process: methylation. The record is from RefSeq and is a predicted model, not a curated record.